Brassica napus (rape) is the source of this 935-nucleotide messenger RNA. RefSeq lists its product as uncharacterized. Bases 32 to 769 code for a protein of 245 amino acids. The record is from RefSeq and is a predicted model, not a curated record. The transcript is spliced from 4 exons. NCBI's taxonomy places the organism in Eukaryota, Viridiplantae, Streptophyta, Magnoliopsida, Brassicales, Brassicaceae.
AGAGAGAGAGAGAGAGGAGCUUUGACAUUCGAUGGAGAGAUCCCAAGAAGAACUUGAAGCUUCCAACAAUGGCGGAUCAUCACCGAACAAGAUAACUGGAUCUGUCGAUGAAGAGGUAGAGAAUGGACCUUUAAACUUGCGUCUAACAACAAGUCCAGAGUUUCUCAAGCAGAUUGAAUCACUCCUACAACAACAAGAACAAGACUCCAACUCAACUCCUCCUGCAAAAACAAAACCUAUGAGUUUCCCAAUCUCAAAGAUCACAAUUGGUGAGUGGACCCGCGACGCAGUCUACGAGCAAGAUCUCAAGGCUAAAAUCUAUUUCGCAAGGAAGAAGAUCAUGUGGGAGUGUGUCGAAGAUGUCUCAACAACUGGGAUGAAUAGGAAGAUUGAGAUCCAAUGGGGUGAUGUCUUGUCUAUUAAACCAUGGUACCAUCCACAUGACCAAACCGGAAUCCUUAGUGUCGAGUUGAGAAAACCUCCAACGUUCUUCAUAGAGACUAAUCCACAGGCGAGAAAACACACUCAGUGGCAACAGUUGUAUCAAGAUUUCACACGUAAUCACUCUGCUUCUCGUAACAGGAUACAUACACUUCAUUUUGCUCCUGGAGUUCUGCAGAAGAAUAUGGAGAAGCUUGUUUCAGGCGAUAGGUUUUGGUCAGAACUGGUCAAGGUCCACUUCCCAACUUUGGAACAUCUUUACUUCUACGACAUUGGCUAUGGAAACAGUAUGAACAACAUGCAUGAUGGCAACAGAGUUCCACGGUAACAAAGUUUUUAGCUUCUUCCUUUUUUACUUGUUGUAUAUACUCUUCUUGGUGUCUUGUAAUGCAGAAAGCGAGUGCAUCUUCAAAAAUCAAAACUCGGUUACUUGUUGUAUAAAUAUAAUACAUGGUAGACCUUUGAUUUUAAUAAUUGCAUGGACAAAUCAUAAA